AUCUGUGUCACCACCUCUGUUGAAAUCCAGCUCCAGGGAGGUAUAUAAACACUGCAGACCGAUCUGUACAUCACACCCACCUCUCAGAAUCGGCAGGCAAACUUGGUUGACAGAGAUUGCACAGAAUGGCAGCCACCCAUUCCACUGCUUCGCAUACGCCGGACUGUGAGCCCAACUGCACCCUGGAGAGGGCGCUGCAGACCAUCGUGAAUGUCUACCACCAAUAUGCUCCCAGAGAAGGCAAGGAUGACGAUUUGAGCCUCAAGGACUUGACGGAGCUCCUCAAAUGCCAAGCUCCCACCUUCCUGGCCGCCUGUAACAGGAGCAGCCCUGACUACAUCCCUAAGCUCUUCAAAGAGGCAGAUGUUGACCAAAACAAAAAUCUGACUUUCGAGGAGACCAUCAAGGUGUUCGCUCUCCUGGUGGAUGAUGCCCAUCGCAUAAGCCACGGCGAGGACCGAUGCGGCCCAGACAAUGACUGAGCUCAACACAGCCCGGCAAAGAUAACCCAUCUCAGAAUCGCGGGCCUUUCUGUUGCUCACUGGUGGCGGGUGGCUCCACGUCAGUGGCCCAGUGGGAUCCGCUCCGGGUUCUAGCCCAACCUUUCAAGGAGCUGUCCGAGAGGCUGAACCUGAAGAACCUUGGACAUCUCCUUGAAUUUUUGGACUGAAACCCAGAGGGGAUUCCACUGCCCCACUGGCGUGGAGCUGCCAGCAGACAUUGCUGUCACUCAUCCCUGCCUGUGAGAACUGACUGUUUGGGCUCAGUCAGAGGGUACGCAGGAGGCAGAUGAACCAAAGGCACCCUGCACUUUCAAUGGAACAGACACUUUCCUGAAAAUAAUAAUAAUAACAAUUAAUUGCCAUAGCAAAAGAAAAUCCAUAGCAAUAAAGGAAUCCAGAGCAAAACAAGUCAAGAAUAACAUUGCUGAUUACAACAGGAGAAAGCAGCAACAUCGUAAAGCACAUUAACCUAUACGUCGUCUUCAGUGUUAGUCCUACUCAGAGUAGAUCCAUUGAAAUCAAUGAGCAUGACGCACUGAGGCCCAUCGAUUUCAGCGAGUGAGUAAAACGUCUUUGGAGACAACCCUAUGAAACGAAAUGCAUGCUGAACAGAACGGUUAACGCCAAUCCCAGCCAUAACGGCAACACAAAUGCAACACUUCCCAAAGACAACCGUCUCGACAGGGAAAUUAUGUAUGCCAUUGACAUGUUUAUUGCCUGAUUAUUCAUUAAAGCAUUGCAAACCCUCAA
This is a messenger RNA of Rhineura floridana, 1253 nucleotides long. Its product is annotated as protein S100-A9-like. The record is from RefSeq and is a predicted model, not a curated record. Bases 126 to 482 code for a protein of 118 amino acids. Gene Ontology annotation, biological process: endothelial cell migration. The transcript is spliced from 3 exons. Gene Ontology annotation, molecular function: calcium ion binding; transition metal ion binding. Gene Ontology annotation, cellular component: extracellular exosome; cytoplasm. Lineage: Eukaryota; Metazoa; Chordata; Lepidosauria; Squamata; Rhineuridae.